Messenger RNA from Alnus glutinosa, 771 nucleotides. Its product is annotated as disease resistance protein Roq1-like. The record is from RefSeq and is a predicted model, not a curated record. The coding region runs from base 1 to 771 and encodes 256 amino acids. NCBI's taxonomy places the organism in Eukaryota, Viridiplantae, Streptophyta, Magnoliopsida, Fagales, Betulaceae. Gene Ontology annotation, molecular function: protein binding. The transcript is spliced from 2 exons.
AUGGAACGUAUAGAGUAUGUCAAGUUUGUAGUUACUGGUAUAGAGGAAUUGGAAGGAUUCCAGAAUUUCCAAAAUGUGACAACCAUGAAUUUCUCUUAUUGUCAAUUCCUUAAAAGAAUCCCUGAUGUUUCAAGGAUUCCAAAUUUAGAGACAUUAUAUCUUGAUGGUUGCAAAAAUUUAGUUGAGGUUCAUUGUUCUAUUGGAUUCCUUGAUAAGCUCGUUGAUUUGAGUCUUGAUUCAUGCUAUAAUCUUAGGAUUUUUCCAAGAAGCUUCAAGUUGAGAUCUCUAGAACGUCUUGUCGUUGGGGGUUGCUCAAGGCUUAAGAACUUUCCUGAAAUUGAGUGUCAAAUGGAACGUGUAGAGUAUGUUAAGUUUGUAUUUACUGGUAUAAAGGAAUUGCCUUCAUCCAUUGGCUACUUGGUUGGGGUUAAAGCAUUAAAUCUAGGUGGUUGCACAAACCUUACGAAUCUUCCAAAUAGCAUUCAUCAAUUGCAAAAUUUAGAGUACUUAUCUCUUAAUGGUUGUACUGGUAUAAAAGAACUGCCUUCAUCCAUUGGUCAUCUCGCUAAGCUUAAAAGGUUAUCUCUAGACAAUUGCGCAAACCUCAUGAAUAUUCCAAGUGGCAUUUAUCAGUUGCAACAUUUGGAGGUGCUUACUAUGAUAAAUUGCAAGCAACUUCGAGAAAUUUUGGGGCUUCCUUCAAAUGUACAAUUUGUGAUGGCGGAGGGCUGUGCGUCAUUAGCAAUAUUUUUAGAAGAAGUUAGAAGAUGA